AUUUACCCUCGCGGAGCGCAUACGAAAUCAAUUUUUUACAAGGAAAACGACAGUGCAAACUGAUAACUGUUAUUUAACGUUAUUGUGUUGUAUUAAAAAGGGUUGCACUUACCCAGAGAAUAUUUAGCGAGUGUUUAAAAUAAAGCCGCAAAAGUGGAUACCGAUACCGAUACCGUGAAAGUCGAGGAUUUGAUGGACUCUGAUCCUGACAUUGAGUUCAUUGAAAAGGAUAGCGGGAUGUCUUCGUUAGGUGGCAGCAAAGACGAGACGCCAGAGCGCCGCACAGUCGCAAUUCCAAACGAUGAUCCGCAGGCGGAUGCUGAAAAUUACGAUGAUGAACCGGAUGAAUCGUUCGGCGAACGGAUGUUGGGACUCUCGGAAAUGUUCCCGGAAUCGGUGCGGAAUGUGGCCAGCGCCGUAACGAGCACCGCGGUGAAGAGUUUCCGCAGUCUGUAUCAGUUCUCGUGCAAUGCAUCGUGGAUAUUCUUUACCAGCUCCGUCAUACUGUUUGCGCCCGUCAUCUUUGAGACGGAGCGCGCCCAAAUGGAGGAGCUGCACAAGUCACAGCAGAAGCAAGUGCUGCUUGGUCCUGGCAGUGCCAUGGCCGCAACUGGACCAUCGCCCAGUUUACCAUUGAUUCGUUAAUUUACAUUUGAAAUAUACAUAUGCGCAUACGUUAGUUCGGAUUUGCCAGCGGGACGUCGAAUCAGUCCAAGUGCAAGUCCAAGUCCCUGCCAGUGAAUUACACACACACACACACACAAACAUGCCACACAGCAAUAGAUAUUCCAACAAGAACAACAAAAGAGCCACAGCCACGCCUCAAGCAUUUACCAUCGCGAUGCAGCAUAAUCUUUGGACACAUCUCGGAGCAGUUGGCAGAGUAUUUUGUAGUUGGCCUCCUAAACACAUCAAAUUCUAACAAUUACUGUUUAAAGAAAUUAAUAAAAAAUACGUUUAUUAAGAGUUAA
Molecule: messenger RNA, 971 nt
Organism: Drosophila montana
Lineage: Eukaryota; Metazoa; Arthropoda; Insecta; Diptera; Drosophilidae
Gene: mge
Product: translocase of outer mitochondrial membrane 22 homolog mge
Exons: 3
Coding region: 193-645 (150 amino acids)
Biological process (GO): intracellular protein transport
Cellular component (GO): mitochondrial outer membrane
Source: RefSeq, a predicted model, not a curated record